AUGCCUACCCGCACCGCCGCGCACCCGUUUGACCGACCGGCAACUCAGACGCGCUGCCGCAAGGCCAUUGGCUCGGCCGAUCUACCGCCGUCCACCCCCGUCCACCUAGUUGCCGGUGGACGACGGCGGCGGUUCUCCGGACGAGUUCAGACGUUGUUUCCUCAGCCACCGUUUGUGCUCGAGACUACGCCUUAUUCCGUCGGCGCUGAACGCGGCCGAUUUUCCUCUGUCAUCGGCGUCACACAUCAGUGA
This is a messenger RNA of Soboliphyme baturini, 252 nucleotides long. The record is from the annotation of a GenBank genome assembly. Lineage: Eukaryota; Metazoa; Nematoda; Enoplea; Dioctophymatida; Soboliphymatidae.